AUGGUUACUGGCGAGUGCAACGGCGGCGAUCCUCCUCCUUCGGGCGGCUCGGGCAACCUCCCCGGCCUGAACGCGUCUCAAGACCGCCACGCUCAAGCUAUCAUUGCCCAAACCAAGAAACAGGGACUCGGAAAACAGGGCUGCAAGCCUGCCAUUGCUACUGGUCUCACCGAGUCGAGCUUGCGCAUCUUGGCUAAUAACGGUGUCCCGGCGUCUCUGAAGUACCCGAACAACGGGAUUGGCUCUGGCCACGACAGUGUUGGAAUUUUCCAGCAGCGUGCCAUGUAUUACGAGGAUAUUUGUUGUGAUAUGGAUGCCGCUUACUCCGCGAGCGAGUUCUUCAAGAACAUGACGGCUAUUUGUGGCUGGAAAACUAUGGAUGCUGCUACUCUUUGCCAAAAAGUGCAGCGGUCGGCUGUUCCUACUGCUUAUCGCAAGUAUACUGCCCAGGCUGCUAAAAUCUGCGCCGCGGGAGGGUUUUAA
Molecule: messenger RNA, 483 nt
Organism: Metarhizium acridum CQMa 102
Lineage: Eukaryota; Fungi; Ascomycota; Sordariomycetes; Hypocreales; Clavicipitaceae
Source: RefSeq, a predicted model, not a curated record